Messenger RNA from Anoplopoma fimbria (sablefish), 1060 nucleotides. RefSeq names its product peptidoglycan recognition protein 5 (gene pglyrp5). Bases 70 to 561 code for a protein of 163 amino acids. The record is from RefSeq and is a predicted model, not a curated record. Gene Ontology annotation, molecular function: zinc ion binding; N-acetylmuramoyl-L-alanine amidase activity; peptidoglycan binding. The transcript has 4 exons. Lineage: Eukaryota; Metazoa; Chordata; Actinopteri; Perciformes; Anoplopomatidae. Gene Ontology annotation, biological process: innate immune response; peptidoglycan catabolic process.
CCUGAGACAGGCUCCUUGAUAAGGCAGCUGCACAGUCCGCUGCAUUCAAAGGAAUCCAUCCACGGAGCUAUGGCAUUAAACAUUGUUUCAAGGCAGCAGUGGGGAGCAGUUCCCCCUAAAACGAAGGACUCCUUGAAAGGCAUAGUCCAGAGGGUUGUCAUACACCACACCGCCAACCCAAGAUGCAAGGACCAGAAAGACUGCGUGAGCCGCAUUCUCAGCAUUCAGAGAAAUCAUAUGACCGAAAGAGGCUUCGAUGACAUCGGCUAUAAUUUUCUUGUCGCAGAAGACGGCACAGUGUAUGAGGGCCGCGGCUGGGGUGUGCAAGGUGCUCAUGCCAAAUACAACAACCAUGACUCACUGGGGAUUGCCUUCAUGGGCAAUUUCAAUGAUGACACGCCAAGCAUAGAGGCAAAGUCUUCUGUCAAACAGCUGCUGCAGUCUGGAGUUUGUCAGGGCUUUAUAAACCCAAAGUUUACCCUGAUUGGGCACAGAGAUCUGGGAAGCACCGAUUGUCCAGGAAAUAAUCUGUAUCCUGUCCUCACACAGCUGAGCCCAUAAAGAUCACUGCAGAUUGUGAUGGUUUUCAUGGGAAAUUUGUUCCCUAGCAUUCAUUUCAUUAAAACCUUCACCAGUUUAUUUUUAAACUCCAGAUUUGGAAUGCAACGGUUGACGGGAUGAAAAAGGAGUUCAUACUAUAACACUAAUACAUUUUGAUCAAUUUUGUCUUGAACAUUUUUUUUAAUCAUGGCUGUCAUCAGAACUAAGGGAAGGUUGUUUUUUUUGUCCCGCAGGUUUCAUAGCUUGUUAGACUUUCUUUAGCAGCAGAGGGAGCCAUCAUAGAGCAAUAAACUUUAGCUAUCCCCAAGUGCAACAUAUUUUCAAUUUGUCACCAUGCUACUUUUGUGUAACCCGAGUGCAAUAUUCAUAUGUUUGGAAUACAUUUGACUGAUGAACACUCUGCAUGACAUUGUUAUUAAUGGGCAAGUGGUGUAAGCUAAACAUUAACAUGGAAUUAACCUGGUGCUAAUAUGAUAUCAAUAAAUACCAAGUAAUCAGC